Molecule: messenger RNA, 2057 nt
Organism: Camarhynchus parvulus
Lineage: Eukaryota; Metazoa; Chordata; Aves; Passeriformes; Thraupidae
Gene: GRK6
Product: G protein-coupled receptor kinase 6
Exons: 16
Coding region: 66-1793 (575 amino acids)
Biological process (GO): signal transduction; regulation of signal transduction; protein phosphorylation
Cellular component (GO): plasma membrane; cytoplasm
Molecular function (GO): G protein-coupled receptor kinase activity; ATP binding
Source: RefSeq, a predicted model, not a curated record
GGGCGGCGGGCGCGGGCCGAGCGCGGGGAGCGGAGCCGGCGGGAGGCGGCGGCGCCCGCGGGCCCAUGGAGCUGGAGAACAUCGUCGCCAACACCGUCCUGCUCAAGGCCCGCGAAGGUGGUGGAGGAAACCGGAAAGGCAAGAGCAAGAAAUGGCGCCAGAUGCUGCAGUUCCCCCACAUCAGCCUCUGCGAGGACCUUCGGCAGACCCUGGAGCGGGACUACCACAGCCUGUGCGAGAAGCAGCCCAUCGGGCACAUGCUGUUCCGGCAGUUCUGCGAGACGCGCCCCGAGCUCGCGCGCUGCGUCAAGUUCCUGGAUGCUGUGGCAGGGUACGAAGUGGCUCCAGAUGAGAAGAGGAAGGAAUGUGGGCAGCACCUGAUUGAAAAGUACUUGAAGCCAAACAGUAAGGACCACGUGCCUGAAGUUCCCUCACAACUGGUGGAUGCCUGUUGUGAGAGGCUGGAGCAGGAACCUUCCAAGGAGCUCUUCAAGGAAUGCACUAAGCUUAUCCACGACUACCUGAGCGUGGCUCCCUUUGCCGACUACCUCGACAGCUUGUACUUCAACCGCUUCCUGCAGUGGAAAUGGCUGGAAAGGCAGCCAGUGACCAAAAACACUUUCCGCCAGUACCGUGUGCUGGGUAAGGGCGGUUUUGGGGAGGUGUGUGCCUGCCAAGUGCGUGCCACAGGGAAGAUGUAUGCCUGCAAGAAACUGGAGAAGAAAAGGAUCAAAAAGAGGAAGGGAGAAGCCAUGGCCCUGAAUGAAAAACAGAUCCUGGAAAAAGUGAACAGUAGGUUUGUAGUGAGCUUAGCCUAUGCAUAUGAAACUAAAGAUGCUCUCUGCCUAGUGCUGACCCUCAUGAAUGGAGGGGACCUCAAGUUCCACAUCUACCACAUGGGAGAGGCUGGUUUUGAGGAGCCCAGGGCAGCUUUCUAUGCUGCUGAGAUCUGCUGUGGCCUGGAGGACUUGCACCAGGAGAGGAUUGUGUACAGGGACCUGAAGCCAGAGAACAUACUACUGGAUGACCAUGGUCACAUCCGUAUCUCAGACCUGGGCCUGGCUGUGCAUGUGCCAGAGGGCCAAACAAUCAAGGGCCGGGUGGGGACAGUUGGCUACAUGGCCCCGGAGGUGGUGAAGAAUGAGCGCUACACGUUCAGCCCGGACUGGUGGGCUCUGGGCUGCCUGGUGUACGAGAUGAUCGAGGGCCAGUCCCCCUUCCAGCAGCGCAAGAAGAAGAUCAAGAGGGAGGAGGUGGAGCGCCUGGUGAAGGAAGUGCAGGAGGAGUACUCGGACAAGUUCUCGCCCUGCGCCCGCUCCCUCUGCACCAUGCUCCUGUGCAAGGACCCCUUGGAGCGCCUGGGGUGCCGAGGAGCUGGAGCCAAGGAGGUGAAGGAACACCCUCUCUUCAAGCACCUCAACUUCAGGAGGCUGGAAGCAGGCAUGCUGGACCCUCCCUUCAAGCCAGAUCCCCAGGCCAUCUACUGCAAGGAUGUGCUGGACAUCGAGCAGUUCUCCACGGUGAAAGGGGUGGAGCUGGAGCCCACAGACAACGACUUUUACCAGAAGUUUGCUACAGGAAGUGUGCCCAUUCCUUGGCAGAAUGAGAUGAUCGAGACAGAGUGUUUUAAGGAGCUGAAUGUCUUUAGCACAGAUGGCACAGUGCCCCCAGACCUGGACUGGAAAGGGCAGCCUUCUCCACAGCCCAAAAAAGGGUUACUCCAGCGCUUGUUUAGCAGACAGGACUGUUGUGGAAACUGCAGCGACAGCGAGGAAGAGCCCACCCGGCUGUAGAGCACAGCUCGUUCUCCAGCCCCGGGACCCCCCUGCCUCUCCCGAGUGCCCAGCCCGAAGGACACGGUCGCAGUGGCCCCACAAGGUGGAUUUGUUUACAGUUUUAUACGUCUGCAUGUGAAGACUGUGAGGAUGAUUCCAAGGCUGGCAGCCGCACACGACUCGGGUUGAGGCGCCUCUGACCACGGGCAAGCCCCGAGACAAACCCGGACGCUUCCAAAUCUGCCCCUUGGGAUGGUGCUGGUGCUGCUGCCGCUCCUGUCC